UUCACAAUGUCAAACAACCAAGGCGGCGAGAAAGCCAAGGGCCAAGGUGGUUUACUCGGAGGUGUUGGCGGUGCCUUGGGCAGUACGACCGAAGGACUCGGCAACGGAUUGAACUCCACUACACGAGGAGUCGGAAACGCCGUUGGGAAGACUACCGAAGGUGUUGGCAACACAGUCGGCGGCGUGACGGAUUCGGUGGGAAACACCGUGGGCGGUGUCGCUGGUGCUGGCGGUGCUCCACAGAAGAAAGAAGGUUCUGGGUUCAAGAGCUACGGCAUUUGAGCACAUGAUAGUAUAAGCGUUUGUGUAUGCGACCUUGGGCCUGGUAUAUCAUGGGGGUUAAAAGGGAAUAUCACAAAUAUAAUAUAAUUGCAAAUUGAACAUAAAAUACUCAGUAGUGGAUGUUG
Annulohypoxylon truncatum is the source of this 407-nucleotide messenger RNA. RefSeq lists its product as uncharacterized. The coding region runs from base 7 to 282 and encodes 91 amino acids. NCBI's taxonomy places the organism in Eukaryota, Fungi, Ascomycota, Sordariomycetes, Xylariales, Hypoxylaceae. The transcript has 2 exons. The record is from RefSeq and is a predicted model, not a curated record.